Mesocricetus auratus (golden hamster) is the source of this 3405-nucleotide messenger RNA. RefSeq names its product transmembrane serine protease 13 (gene Tmprss13). The transcript is spliced from 13 exons. Gene Ontology annotation, cellular component: membrane. Gene Ontology annotation, molecular function: protein binding; serine-type endopeptidase activity. Lineage: Eukaryota; Metazoa; Chordata; Mammalia; Rodentia; Cricetidae. The record is from RefSeq and is a predicted model, not a curated record. Bases 123 to 1967 code for a protein of 614 amino acids. Gene Ontology annotation, biological process: proteolysis.
UCUGCUGGGGGGCCGGCCCUCAGCCCUCAGUUUCCUUUUCCCCACAUGCUGGAGGACCUGGGGGCCAACAUGGAUCUUCUCCUUGACAUCAGCUGAGCCUGGAAGACGCAUCCUCUCAGACCAUGGACAGAGGCAGCCACCGGAAUGCUUCCCCAGCAAGGACACCUCCUCCCCAGGCUUCCCCAGCAAGGACACCUCCUCCCCAGGCUUCGCCAGCAAGGACACCUCCUCCUCAGGCUUCUCCAGCAAGGACACCUCCUCCUCAGGCUUCUCCAGCAAGGACACCUCCUCCUCAGGCUUCUCCAGCAAGGACACCUCCUCCCCAGGCUUCCCCAGCAAGGACACCUCCUCCCCAGGCUUCCCCAGCAAGGACAUCUCCUGUAAGGACAUCUCCAUCCUGGGCAUCUCCAGCAAGGACAUCUCCUGUAAGGACAUCUCCAUCCUGGGCAUCUCCAGCAAGGACAUCUCCAGCCCGGGCAUCUCCAGUCGGGGCAUUUCCAGCCCGGGCAUCUCCUCCUCAGGCUUCUCCGGCAAGGACAUCUCCAGCCGUAGUAUCACCUUCCAGGUCGUCAUCGGGCAGGUCGUCAUCUGCCAGGUCAGCCUCCACGACAUCCUCCCCAACAAGAGUGUACCUUGUUAGAGCAACACCAGUGGGGGCUGUCCCCAUCCGGGCAUCUCCUGCCAGGUCAGCAGCAGCCACCAGGGAGAGCCCAGGUCUCAGCGUGUCCAAGUUCUCCUGGCAGGAGACCCAGAGGCAGCUGCCACUCAUCGGGUGUGUCAUCCUUCUCAUCAGCCUGGUGAUCUCACUCAUCCUUCUCUUCUACUUCUGGCGAGGCCAUACAGGGAUCAAGUACAAAGAGCCGAUGGAGAGUUGCCCCAGCCACGCAGUUCGCUGUGAUGGAGUGGUGGACUGCAAAAUGAAAAGUGAUGAGCUGGGCUGUGUCAGGUUCGACUGGGACAGGUCUCUGCUGAAGGUCUACUCUGGCUCCUCUGGCGAGUGGCUCCCUGUCUGCAGCAGCAGCUGGAAUGACAGCGACUCCAAGAGGACCUGCCAGCAGCUGGGCUUUGACAGUGCUUACCGAACAACUGAGGUGGCCCAUAGGGACAUCACCAGCAGCUUUUUACUCUCCGAAUACAACUCCACCAUCCAGGAAAGCCUCUACAGGUCCGAAUGUCCUUCCCAGCGGUAUGUCUCCCUCCAGUGUUCCCACUGUGGUCUGAGAGCUUUGACCGGGCGGAUCGUAGGAGGGGCUCUGACCUCAGAGAGCAAGUGGCCUUGGCAAGUCAGCCUACACUUUGGCACCACUCACAUCUGCGGGGGCACACUCAUCGAUGCCCAGUGGGUGCUCACCGCUGCCCACUGCUUCUUUGUGACCCGGGAGAAGGUUCUGGAGGGUUGGAAGGUGUAUGCAGGUACCAGCAACCUGCACCAGCUGCCAGAGGCUGCCUCUAUCUCCCAGAUCAUCAUCAAUGGCAACUACACCGAUGAACAGGAUGACUAUGACAUUGCCCUCAUGAGGCUUUCCAAGCCUUUGUCCCUGUCAGCUCACGUCCACCCUGCCUGCCUCCCUAUGCAUGGCCAGACCUUCGGCCUCAAUGAGACCUGCUGGAUCACCGGCUUUGGCAAAACCAAGGAGACAGAUGAGAAGACAUCCCCCUUCCUCCGAGAGGUUCAGGUCAACCUCAUCGACUUCAAGAAGUGCAAUGACUACUCGGUCUAUGACAAUUACCUUACCCCGAGGAUGAUGUGUGCUGGGGACCUUCGAGGAGGGAGGGACUCCUGCCAGGGUGACAGCGGAGGACCUCUUGUCUGUGAGCAGAACAACCGCUGGUACCUGGCGGGUGUCACAAGCUGGGGCACAGGCUGUGGCCAGAGGAACAAGCCUGGUGUGUACACCAAAGUGACAGAAGUGCUGUCUUGGAUUUAUAGCAAGAUGGAGAGUGAGGUACGCUUCCGGAAAUCUUAGCCAGGCCCUCCUCACAUCGCUGACCGCUGUGAAGAUCCUGACUAAAGGGACUGGCCAUUUGCUGCGCCUGGGCCACCUCUGCUGUCUGCUGUCUUUGUGAGAGCUCAUAUGUGGUGCGCGUGUGCUUGAAUCAUGCGUGCCUCUGUGUGUGUGUGUGUGUGUGUGUGUGUGUGUGUGUGUGUUACUAAAGUGCUUUAAAAAACAGGAAAACUGGCUCUUCCCAGAAUCCCAGGCUGGAAAUCUGGAGUUAAGAGUUUGGACACCAGGUGUGUUCCUAAGCGUCUGUAAGUGGAGGUGGAGCCGAAAAUGAGCUCAGGAAGGGCCUGGAAGACAGCAGCAGUUGUCACGCCUCUGACUCUGACUCGGAGACCAGCCCAGACUGAACAGGCACCCAGCAGGCAGUGACACCAUUGCCAUUUUGUGAGAGUCUGGCUUCUGGGUGUCUGGACCAUCUGUCCUCCUGUAAAGCCACUCCCAUCGGUUGAGUUGCGGGCGCUCUCGGCCUCUUGUGGUUGCUGUGGAUUCCAGAGCGGGGCUCUGCAGUGACUGUCCAUCUCUGGGUGAUGACUGUGACUCAGCCUUGCUGUACUUGUGGUCACAAGCUGUUGGGAUGAAUUUUAUUUUAUUUUUAUAUUUAAGAUAUAGAAAUCGAUAUAAUUUUAAGGACUCUCCAAAAAUCCUACGGACCUUGGGAGGUUUUGCAUAAAUCACUUCAUGAGCCCUAGGGGACUCGUGGGAGUUGUACUGCUGUAACAUACUGUGACAUAGGAUGAUGUCAUGACGUUCAUGAAAUUAGGUGGAGUGCCUCAAUGAAAUCCUCAGGAUGGCAUGGAGAUUAGAGCCCUUUCAGACACUCAGGGAAGAAAACCCUCAUUUGGGCUGACAGGAAAAAUGCAAUGCGUGCUGCUCUAGCCUCCAAGGACUACAGCCCAUGGAAUUGAAGAUGUGUGUGCUGCCUGCUUAUCCUGCCAGGACCCCUGGGAAAGUCUCGGUGCCCAGCAUCAUCUAUACCCAAGGGCUGAGCUGGGACUGGGGAGUUAGUUUCUGGCUUCCCCCAUCUUCCUCCAUCAGUCUUGUACUGACUCAAGAGGCCAUGAGGAGACAGCAAGAACUGUCCCAGAACCUCUCAACAGCUCUUCCGGGAGGCCUCGGUUGUCCCGGCCUCCCCCAAGCCUUUUCUCUUGGUCACCUGCUUCUCCUCAGCUCCACGCCCUUCACCUUCCUUGGCCCUACCGGCCUCUUGUGACACUGAGCCUCAGAGGCAAGGUCAAGGAGAUCGGGGCAGCUCAGACAAGCUGGAGGUAGCCAGAGUGCUUGGGCAGCAUCAGAGCGGGGUGGAACAUUCGGAAGCAUCUUCAAGGCUGGGAAGGGGGCCAGCCUUCAACAUCUGCAGAAGUUCCCAGCACCGGGCUUCAAUAAUAAAAGUGUGUGACAUGGA